AUGGGUAGCAUAUCAAAGCCUGGAGAGCUGCCUCCAGCACGUCUUCUCAGAAGCAACGCACCUCCUUCAACUUUGACGCCAACUCCCCAGCAGUUAUUCAAUACCGUUCGCCGAGCAAUCCUCGAGAGCCACAAAUUCAAUGAUCUAUCGUUUGAGAAUAUUUCUGCAGAUUGUGGACAACUAGUUACGACGUCUCUCAGCGAAGAUCCAGACGUAGAGAACGCCUGUCCUCGCAUUAGUUAUAACUCACAUACCAAGACUCUCGAUAUUAGAGUAAUGCCUACUCUGACUCACGAUAUCCACCAGCCAUGGAUUGUGAUGGAGAUGUCGCGCAUGGUCUCAACAGGCUUCGUAACUCAACAGGAAUCUGACUCGGUUAGAUUUCUUGUUGGUACAAGUAUCCUUUCGAGGGUUUCGGGCCCCGUAUGCCGGUUCAUCGAAAGAGCCCGAUACAUGCAUCUUUCCGAGAGCCAGUCCCUCCCAAGCCUUGUUAUAGAAACGGGAUGGUCUGAAUCCUGGCCAAAGCUUGGUCGAGACAAAGAUCUCUGGUUACAAGGUGGCUUUCCAGAAGUACAACUCGUCCUCUUAAUCAAGUGGUCAAAAAUUUCAAGCAAUAGAGUCAAGGGUACCAUUGAAAUUCACGGAAGAAAUGGUGGUGUAACGCAGCUCCUACAGACUGAGGCCAUCUUCCCCGUUCCCACAAAUUCAACCACCCAAUCAAUCCCUAUUUCUCGUGAACAAUUUCUUGGACAAAAUGUCUCUGCAGGAGGUAACGCUACCCAAGUUUACCAACUAUCCAUGGAUCGUUUUCGAGAAUUGGCGGAGGAGAGUAUAAGAAGCAAAGGCUUAACCCCAGCUUGA
Molecule: messenger RNA, 861 nt
Organism: Nannizzia gypsea CBS 118893
Lineage: Eukaryota; Fungi; Ascomycota; Eurotiomycetes; Onygenales; Arthrodermataceae
Exons: 4
Coding region: 1-861 (286 amino acids)
Source: RefSeq, a predicted model, not a curated record